AUUUAAUUUUUCGUUUUGACUAAAAUGGACAUCAUAUACUAUGUAUUUGUUAAUUUAACCUUAUGCAAUCUAUUAAUAUAUUCUUGUGUUGACCCUAAUUCGAUUUCUAAAAAUUAAAUAAAAUAAUUUAAAAAGGAAUACAAGUAGAUUGUGGAUUGAAAUACAUGACGGGACUAUUCAAAAAAAGGAUGCCUACUGAACGUUAUAGAAUUGUAGGAGGGGAAGAAAGUGUCCCUAAUGCUUGGCCUUGGCAAAUUGAUAUAAGGAUUCGAAACAACAGGCAUAUUUGCGGAGGUUCUCUCAUAACUGACUCUCAUGUAAUUACAUCAGCCCAUUGCAUUAUUCCGGGUCAAAGAUACCGUCUACACGCUGGAGUUCAUAAUAGAUCGAUUCUUGGUGAGUAUGAACAAAUUCGAAACAUAUCAAAUGUAAUUAUUCACCCUAACUUUGAUGAAGAAUUGCAAUUCGAUUCUGAUAUUGCCAUCUUAAAAACUAAGGAACCCUUCUUGUUGAAUCAGUAUGUCAAUUUGGUCUGUUUACCUUUACUACCGCGAUCAACGGUUUUAUGGAAUAAUGAUAGCAAAGAAUGUUUCGUCACUGGUUGGGGAGAAACUCUAGGAACUGGGAAUGAUAUAGUACUAAAUCAAGUUAGAGUGCCCAUUUUAAAAACGGAUAUUUGUAAUUCUUCGGAUUAUCUGUCGGGAUUAAUCACAACAAACAUGAUUUGUGCAGGGUACGAUGAAGGAACAAAGGACGCAUGCGGAGGCGAUAGUGGUAGUCCUUUAGUAUGUUCCUUUGACAAAAAAAAAUGGUUUUUAGAAGGAAUUGUUAGUUGGGGAAUCAGUUGUGCUCUGCCAAAAAGACCCGGAGUAUAUACGAAGGUUGAGAAUUUUGUGUCAUUUAUUACAAGAAAUAUUAUUUGAUAAGAAAAUUAAAUAAUCAUAUUAUUAUAUCGCUAUUUUGUAAUUUACACUAUUUUUUAUUUAUCGAAAAUAUAAAAUUUAUUGACAAUGAUAUCAAUCAUGUUAUAUAAUUUUUCAUUUAUAAUUUUCUGCGAAAAAUGUUUAUAUAUAAUGCGUAUAGAAUAUUUCGAUUAGAUUGUAAAAAAAUUUAUCACAUAAGAAGUAUCAACUAUUUAAUUGUAAUUAUUUUUAUUUACAAACUCAUUUUACGUGAUUUAAAAAAAAAUUAAAUCCUUUAUAUUUUUCGCUCUUUAUUAUUAUUUAUAUAUAUAUAUAUAUAUAAAAAAUACAAUAUACAUUCAAUGUCAUUGCUAUUAAUCCAUGUUUUAAAAAUCUUCAUUUUAUUUUCAUUUAAACAAUGAGGCAUACAAAUCUGUGCUAUAUUUUUACUUUUAAAGAAAAAACUAUGAAAUAAAUUACUGAAUAUUA
Molecule: messenger RNA, 1391 nt
Organism: Gordionus sp. m RMFG-2023
Lineage: Eukaryota; Metazoa; Nematomorpha; Gordioida; Chordodea; Parachordodidae
Product: plasminogen-like
Exons: 6
Coding region: 165-923 (252 amino acids)
Biological process (GO): proteolysis
Molecular function (GO): serine-type endopeptidase activity
Source: RefSeq, a predicted model, not a curated record